Molecule: messenger RNA, 645 nt
Organism: Acanthocheilonema viteae
Lineage: Eukaryota; Metazoa; Nematoda; Chromadorea; Rhabditida; Onchocercidae
Source: the annotation of a GenBank genome assembly
AUGAGUGUUAUAUUACUUGCAAUUGUUGAAGAUAUGCCAAAAUUUAGCAUGUCAAGCUCUCGAAAAGGACGUGGCUCAUUUUCUGGUAUUCCAUUAAUUGGUUUAUAUUAUUUUAUUUUAUUGGCAAUAAUUGGUUCAUCCACGGUUACAACAUCAAUGUUUGUUUUUCUGGAAAAAGAUUUAAGAUGUAGCAAUCAUAUCCCGUGUUCUGCUCCUUCCAAUGAUAUCGAUAAACGGCUUAUUGUCCGUAAUGAUUCAACAACGGUUUCCUCAUCAGCUAUUCUCAGAGGACGAUUCGCAAUUACACCCAAUUUGAUGGCAGAUUAUAAUAAUAUUGAACAUGUAUGCAAUCAGCCAUGGGAAUAUUUGAUUGAUACGAUAAGAAAUAUCGAAACAUCCGUUAAUGCAAUACGUGCAGAAAUGAUGAAUCUUAUGCCACAAGACAAUCUACAAAGUAGAUGGCAACGAGUAAUUCGACGUCUCGAAAUCAUUUCACUAUCAUUUUAUGUUUUAUUAAUUGCUGUAACUGUGUUCCUUUUCUUUUAUCAUGAUUGGUAUUGCGCGAUUGGACAUAGCCCAUGCGGUCAAGCUAAUCUUAAAUGUCCAUGGAUGAAAACUACCCCAACACAUCAGACGUGUUUUUGA